AUGGCGGCGUAUUGCGACGAGGUUCACAACCUCGAAGACAAGUUCGACGGACUGGAACUCAACCACAGCACAAGACGUUUCAACAAGGUGGCUGACGAACUGGCGAAGGCGGCAUCCGGCCGAAAGCCCAUCCUCGAUGGCAUCUUCGUCAGCGACCAGUACAAGCCCUCCAUCCGCAACAAAGAACCGGGAGGGGUCGGCAACACGCCACCUAUCCCGGACUUGGGCGCUGACUCGGGAAGGGUCGGCGACAUGCCACCUGUCCUGGGCUCGGGCACCGACCCGGGAGGAGUCGGCGGCACACCACCGAUCCUAGGCUCGGGAGCCGAUCCCCCGAACCCCGAAGUCAUGGGGAUCAACGCGGACCUAGUAGCGGAGCCCGACCCCCCGCCUGACUGGAGAGGAAAGGCGCUGAUUCAGGACAUCCACGCUGGGGCCUGCGACCACCACACCGCGCCAAGAACCCUCGUCAGGAAUGCUUUCCGGCAGGGCUUCUACUAG
Setaria italica (foxtail millet) is the source of this 501-nucleotide messenger RNA. RefSeq lists its product as uncharacterized. Lineage: Eukaryota; Viridiplantae; Streptophyta; Magnoliopsida; Poales; Poaceae. The record is from RefSeq and is a predicted model, not a curated record. The transcript has 2 exons. Bases 1 to 501 code for a protein of 166 amino acids.